This is a messenger RNA of Anopheles coustani, 3922 nucleotides long. It is a transcript of the gene fzr, whose product is annotated as fizzy-related protein homolog. The record is from RefSeq and is a predicted model, not a curated record. The transcript has 6 exons. Gene Ontology annotation, molecular function: ubiquitin ligase activator activity; anaphase-promoting complex binding; protein binding. Gene Ontology annotation, biological process: positive regulation of anaphase-promoting complex-dependent catabolic process; positive regulation of ubiquitin protein ligase activity; anaphase-promoting complex-dependent catabolic process. Gene Ontology annotation, cellular component: anaphase-promoting complex. Bases 881 to 2371 code for a protein of 496 amino acids. NCBI's taxonomy places the organism in Eukaryota, Metazoa, Arthropoda, Insecta, Diptera, Culicidae.
GUCACUCACGGAUUGUUGAAUCCGUACAGACGAAACGCAUUUUCACGAUUUUCUGAGGGAAAAAUCGAGAAAAGUGGCGCAGUACCGAUCUGCACGCAGUGUUUUCCCCCGUCGGAUGUUCGAUAGUUGCGUUUUCGGUCGAAAAAGUGCAACGAGCGCGAGUGAAAUCGACUUCAAAGUGAUAGCCCUACCUUGCGCCUAUUCGGUGCAGUGGUGCAGAGGUGGAUAAAAUGGUGUGUAACAAGCAGGAAAAAAAGGUCAGCUGCAGUUGAUUAGUGUGUGCCCGUGAAUUGGAUAAAUGUGAUUGUGCGUCGUGUGAAAACAAAAAGUCUAAAAAGGCAAGAAGUUAACGUCCCCGGUAUACCAUCAGAAUCGAAAGCCGGAUGCGGCAGAUUCGACCAAAGCCUCAUCCCAACGUCAAUCGAAACAGCAGCAUCAACCGAGAAAAUUAGUCGCGUGACGGUUGUGACAGCUGAAGUAGUUUACCAGACUACUACGCUAAAGGAAGGUGUCUGUUGAAACAGCUUGCAGCCACGCCAUCAAGAAACCAUCGUCCUCCGCACGGAAAGUAGGAUAGAUUGUCCAAAUUUGAAGCAAAACACUGUGUCCCAGUGCUGCCGCUGAGACAAAUUUACGAACGAGGUCGUCGUCCUCCGCGCUCGGCACUUUCCGGCCCAAUAAACGGUCGCCAGCCGGCGUGGGUGCAUUCGCGAACCGUUGCAAAUUUUUGGUCAACCAUCUCAGGAAGUAAAGCGGCCAGUGUGGGGGUAGUACCAAAUUGGCUAGCAACAAAUCGCUCCCCCUUCGUGCGGUGGAAUAAAUAGAGUGAGAUCAUCACACAUUUGCACACAGGAGCCAGCAAACACCUAAAAAAUCGAACAUGUUCAGUCCCGAAUACGAGAAACGGAUGCUGCAGCACCGCUCCCCGGCAGCGCGCAGGUUGUUCAGUUCCGGUGAAACGUCUUCCGCACACGAUCGCUUCAUCCCCUGUCGAGUCAACAACAACUGGACGACCAGCUUUGCCACACUUAGCUCCAAAUCGAACGAAAACUCGCCCCAGUCAACGAAGAAGCAGCGCGAAUGUGGAGAAAACACCCGGGACAGUCUCGCCUACAGCUGUCUGCUGAAAAACGAGCUGCUUGGCACGGGGAUCGACGACGUGAAGCUGGUGACGGACGAUAAGGUUGGCGGGGGCGGAGGUGGCGGCAGUGGUGGCAGCGGUGGCAGCGGAGGAAGUGGCGGAAGCGGUGGCCUACAGGCGAACACUAUCCGGACAGGAUUGUUCAAGUAUCAAUCCCCGACGAAGCAGGACUACAAUGAACAGUGUCCCUACUCACUGUCGCCCGUUAGCAUCAAGAGCCAGAAGCUGCUACGAUCGCCCCGGAAAGCAACCCGCAAAAUCUCGAAGAUCCCGUUCAAGGUGCUGGACGCACCGGAGCUGCAGGACGACUUCUACCUCAACCUGGUCGACUGGUCCGCCCAGAACGUGCUGGCCGUCGGUCUCGGUAGCUGCGUUUAUCUCUGGAGUGCGUGCACGAGUCAGGUGACGCGACUUUGCGAUCUCAGCUCGGACUCGAACACAAUCACCUCCGUUUCCUGGAGCGAACGGGGCCACCAGCUGGCGGUCGGUACGCAGCAUGGAUACGUCACCGUAUGGGAUGUGGCCGCGAGCAAACAGGUAAAUAAGCUACAAGGCCACUCGGCGCGCGUCGGUGCGUUGGCCUGGAACGGGGACGUCCUAUCGAGCGGGUCUCGGGACCGUCUGAUCAUGCAGCGCGACACACGUACGCCCUCGCAGGUCCCGGAACGGCGGCUCGCCGGCCACCGGCAGGAAGUGUGCGGUCUAAAGUGGUCCCCGGACAACCAGUACCUGGCCAGCGGUGGUAACGAUAACCGACUGUACGUGUGGAACCAGCACUCGUCGACGCCGGUGCACUCGUACUCGGAGCACAUGGCGGCAGUGAAAGCGAUUGCGUGGUCACCGCAUCAUCACGGCCUGCUGGCCAGCGGCGGCGGAACGGCCGACCGGUGUAUUCGCUUCUGGAACACGCUCACCGGCCAACCGAUGCAGUGCGUUGACACCGGCUCGCAGGUAUGCAAUCUCGCCUGGUCCAAGCACUCGUCGGAGCUCGUGUCGACGCACGGCUACUCGCAGAACCAGAUCCUCGUGUGGAAGUACCCCUCGCUGACGCAAGUGGCCAAACUAACGGGCCACUCGUACCGGGUGCUGUACCUUGCGCUUAGUCCGGACGGCGAAGCGAUCGUUACCGGAGCCGGCGACGAAACGUUGCGCUUCUGGAACGUGUUCAGCAAGGCUCGCUCACAAAAGGAGAACAAAUCCGUACUCAAUCUAUUCACGAACAUUCGGUAAAGCCGCCUACUCCGUGCCGGAGGAGGGUGGUGGUGAGUGAGCAAAUCAACAGUGGUUGGGCGCCAGAAUCGUAUCGAAGAUGCAGUUUCCUAUAUGUUUUUUUUUAGUUUUUUUACACCAACCGUUUUUUUUGCUAAAUUAGAUUAUUUCUUACUUUUCCUUUUUGUUCCGCUCCUUAUAAGAUAGGGGUUCCAUUUGUGGAACGUAUUAGUCCAUGGGCGGCAUAGUGCCGGGUCGGAGGGUGUGUCAUCGACACAUGGGGUGAAUUAGGAUUGUACUGCAUGUAACGGGGUGUUGUAUAUGUUUUUAUUGUAUAAAUAUUUUCGUUAUAUUUGCAACUUUAGUUGGUACGUACAAUAGCACCGAUUUACACACUACCAUUUACUAUCGCAGUAAGCUACCACUUUUCUGUUCGUACAUGUGUCCCUCUUGCGUGAGUGAACUUAGGAGGCAUCGUUUUUUUUGUGAACUAGGUUAACAAAUUGAAAUAUUUUGGGGUUUAUUUUUUAUUUUUAUCGUACAACUAAGUUAAAUUUACUUCCAAUUUAGGGUAUUCAAUUUAAUCUCGUCUCAGUUGGCAUUCGAAUCUAAUGGAACAGAUUCUCUCAACCAAAUCAAUGCGUUUAUUUACGGUGUUUACAAUAAAGCAAGGAAGUAGGUAACCACUACUGCCGUGAAGGUAUGCCAGAAACAAGAAAUAGGAGUACAUUUUGAGUCACUUUUCCUUUACUCGUUUCCUCGUGUCCAUAAAAAGUGGCAGGACAAAAGUAUGUGAAUAUGAAAGGCGUUUGCCCACAGUCUGAACCUGAAAAGCACUACUUAUUUUUUCUCUAAGUUAUUCAUAAAACGUUUGCACGCUUGUGUUUUGGUAAGCGAAAUGUAGCCGAUGCAUUCGCUACGAAGUGCUGCUUUUAAGGUUGACCACUAUUCCAUAUCUCUUUCAUAAGCUGCCCGAUGGACACUGGAAAAGAUGUAGACGAAUUGUACACUCCGGAUGCUACAUUCUCAUUUACAAAGGUGAUAAAGUAUGUAACUAGGGGAAGGAGGUUAUAAGAAAAUUAUUUAUGUGCGAAAUCUAUCAAACCGACGGAACUAUGUGUGAUCGAGGAUGAUUUUACCGCUUGUUUUCGUCGUGAAUGUUUGCAGAGCAAAAGUAGUAGGAAAUAUUCACACAAACAAACCAGUAAGCAUCCUCAUCUGAAAGCAUUAUUUUAUAGUGCGCUCAACGGCACUAUCAAAGUAUCUUUUCAGAAAAAGAAAUACGCCCUGAAAUAGGCAGGCAACGCAGCGGUUUCCCAUUUGAGCAUGACAUUUUCCUUAAGACGCGUGCGUGUCUCUGUGUGUUCGUUUGAAUAAUGUUUUGAUGGUUUAGCUACGUACGUUGCUAGAAGUAAGUAAAGUUCUAAAAAGAAGAAAAGUGUCUUCACAGUACUGCCUACCUUGAAGUCUAGCACCGAAAAGGUUCCAUUAGCAACUAAGCCGAUGAUGGUCAGGGAGAGAAGAGAAGCGUAUGGGUUUGUACAUACUAUAGGGGAGUGUGAAGAAGCAUCA